AAACGGGUCACGUCCUCCGAGAACGUGUCGUAUUUGAUGAGCAUGGUCUGCGCCUGUUAGCGCACGUCGAGAAACAUUGUAGAGUAGUUACCAUUAGAUCACCUCCAGGAAGGAACUGGACAAGACGUGAGAAAGGGAUCGAGAUAAGGAGGGGACAUCACGUUCCGCACGAACAUGUGCCAACUACUCUAGUCAGAAGCAGACCACAUAAAUCUUGCCCGUAUCCAACUUUUGUACCAACCGGACCUGCACCUCGUCAACACCAGUCUACAUGGAUAAACCCAGCGGUCGCUCACCUCUCCAAAAGCACCCUUGCCAAUGACCUUGACGGUCCUAAAGUCAUCCAAACCAAGCUUGGUCCUCCUCAGCCUCAAGAACGUCGAUUCUUUUUUUCCCGAGGGCUUGCAGUUGCCUCUGUCUCCGAUCAUCCGACAUUGUAG
Acaulospora colombiana is the source of this 440-nucleotide messenger RNA. The record is from the annotation of a GenBank genome assembly. NCBI's taxonomy places the organism in Eukaryota, Fungi, Glomeromycota, Glomeromycetes, Diversisporales, Acaulosporaceae.